GAACACUCCGAUGCAGGCGAGGACACCAACAGGUAUUGAAACUCCUUCUUCAGGUCUCGCGAGUCCUUCUUUUGGAAGUGGUGUAUUAACCCCUUCCUAUCAACAAAAACCUAGAUUAGGUCAUCCUGGUUCUUUUUCUAGACUGAGAGACUUAGACGAAGAACAACGUGACCCAAAGAAGAAACUUUUGUUUGAGUUAUUGAAGGUUUAUUCGCCAAACGAUAUAAGAUCAAUUCAGGAAUCAAUCGUUAAACAUGCAGAGUACUCGUUGGCUCGUAACCGCUAUAGUAUUGACGACUUUGUUGCCUGCGAAGCGGCUGCUUUGGCACUACGAGAUCGAUUGCUGGAAAGUUGGAACGACACGCAACAAUAUUACAUGAAAAAAGACGUAAAAAGAGUUUAUUAUUUGUCUUUGGAGUUUCUGAUGGGAAGAUCUUUGAAGAAUGCCCUUACCAAUGCUAACUUGGAGGAACUAUUUGCUGCUUCCUUAAAGGAACUCGGAUUUGACAUUGAAAAGCUUUAUGAACAAGAAUAUGAUGCUGCGUUAGGAAAUGGUGGCCUUGGUCGUCUUGCUGCGUGUUUUCUGGAUUCUAUGGCCACUCUCAAUGUUCCUGGUUGGGGUUAUGGUAUUCGUUAUGAAUACGGAAUGUUUCGACAGAAAGUUAUUGGUGGUGAACAAAUAGAAGUUCCUGAUUAUUGGUUAAGUCGAGGUAAUCCUUGGGAAAUUGAAAGAUUAGAUGUCUGUUAUCCUGUUCGCUUCUAUGGUAGUUUUGAAAGACUAGCUGAUGGUCGAGCACUUUGGACAGGAGGGGAAGUUAUUCAGGCUAUUGCCUUCGAUGUUCCUGUUCCAGGGUACGAUACUUAUAAUACGAAUAAUUUGAGAUUAUGGAAGGCAUUACCGUUCAAGGAAUUCGAUUUGGAUGCUUUUAACCGAGCUGACUACUAUAAAGCUAUUGAGGCAGAAGAGAGGGCUACAGCAAUCAGUGCAGUUUUAUAUCCCUCUGAUGGAACGCUAGCCGGGAAAGAGUUGAGACUGAAGCAAGAAUACUUUUUUGUUUCUGCAACACUGCAGGAUGCUAUCAGAAGGUUCAAAAAGAUACCUCGGAGUAUAAAAGAACUUCCCUCCAAAGUUUGUUUUCAAUUGAAUGACACACAUCCAGUGAUAGCCAUAGCAGAAAUGAUGAGAAUUCUUAUUGAUCACGAAGGUCUCAAAUUCUUAGAAGCUUUGGAAGUAACGAGAUCCUGUUUUGCCUAUACUAACCAUACAGUAAUGCCCGAAGCGCUAGAGAAAUGGAGUGUUCCUCUUUUUGAGUCAUUACUUCCAAGACACUUGGCAAUAAUUUACGAUAUCAAUUUCAACUUUUUGGAACAAGUACGAAAGAAGUAUCCUGGAGAUGAUGGAAAGCUCGCAAGGCUUAGUAUCAUUGAAGAAGGUUCGGUUAAGAUGGUUCGUAUGGCACAUUUAGGAAUCGUUGGCUCAUUUGCAGUAAAUGGCGUGGCUGAACUUCACACACAAUUAUUAAAAACGCAAGUUUUUCCGGAAUUCUAUGAACUAUGGCCACAUAAGUUUCAAAAUAAGACAAAUGGUAUAACUCCUCGAAGAUGGUUACUGGAAUGUAAUCCAGCUUUGGCAGAAGUUAUUUCGCGAUGGUUAGAGUCGGAUAGUUGGGUGAAGUACCUAUCGGAGUUGCGUGGAAUUCUAGAGCAUGCAGAUAAUCCAGAGUUUCAGAGAGAAUGGUCAGAAGCACGCUUAGAAAAUAAAAGACGAUUAGCAGCAUUCAUUCAUCAAGUGACUGGAAUACAAGUAGAAGCCGGUGCUAUGUUUGAUGUUCACGUGAAACGAAUUCACGAGUAUAAAAGGCAGUUGUUGAAUAUUUUAUCAUUGGUUCAUCGAUAUCAAUAUAUAUUAUCGCUUGAUGAAGCAAGUCGCAAACAAAUGGUUCCAAGGGUUGUAAUAUUUGCUGGAAAGGCAGCACCUGGUUACAAGAUGGCAAAGAAUAUUAUUCGAUUGAUCAAUGACAUCGGAAGAGUUGUUAACAAUGACGGUAGAAUUGGUAAUCUCUUAAAGAUUGUAUUCCUUCCCAAUUAUAACGUUUCUCUGGCAGAACGUAUCGUAGCAGCUGCAGAUAUAAGUCAACAUAUUUCAACUGCAGGUACAGAAGCUUCUGGUACUUCCAAUAUGAAGUUUUCAUUGAAUGGUUGUCUUAUUGUUGGAACCCUUGAUGGAGCCAACAUUGAGAUUCGUGAAGAAGUCGGUGAAGAGAAUAUCUUUAUAUUUGGAUUGAAUGCUGAGCAAGUGGUUGAGGAACGGAAGAAGCUUGACCCAUCUUAUCCUUUGAAUGACAAACUUACAAAAGUAUUAGAACUUAUUGAAUCUGGAGCAUUAGUCGAUCCUGGGAAACAUCAAGAAGUGUUGGACUCACUACGUGGAGGAAGAGACUGGUAUCUUGUUAGUGCAGACUUUGAAUCUUAUUUGCAAAUGCAGCAGCAAGUGGAUGAAGUAUUUCGAGAUCAUCCAGAGACUUGGCUCAAGAUGUCAAUCCACUGUACUGCUGGAAGUGGCAAAUUCUCUUCUGAUCGAACAAUAUCUGAAUACACAAGAGAUAUUUGGCGAGUGGAACCUUGUCCUUGUCCGGAACCCGUCUGUCCUGACAGUCACGGUAUUGUAGUAUGAUGAUAUCAUAUGGCCAAUAAAAUUUUUCAUUAGCAG
Molecule: messenger RNA, 2710 nt
Organism: Galdieria sulphuraria
Lineage: Eukaryota; Rhodophyta; Bangiophyceae; Galdieriales; Galdieriaceae
Product: starch phosphorylase
Exons: 2
Coding region: 11-2674 (887 amino acids)
Biological process (GO): glycogen catabolic process
Cellular component (GO): cytoplasm
Molecular function (GO): glycogen phosphorylase activity; pyridoxal phosphate binding
Source: RefSeq, a predicted model, not a curated record